CACAAAUAAAACACAGUUAAUAGUUAGUAAAACAAUGCCUAAAAAAAGUCCGACUAAUAGUAUGAAUGGACACAACAAACAACAUAACGGCGCCGGUAAUCGUCAACGACGGCGACCAACAACAACAAAAACAACUACGGGUUCAUCGGUGGUCAGUCUGGCGGUACUGACCGUAGCGACACUGGCCGUAUCGUACGGCAUAUACGCCAAUAUCGAUGCCAUCAACGAAUUAUCGAAGCGGACACUGGAUGUCGAUAUCAAACAAUAUGUUACCGUCGGCAGCGGCGGCGGCGGCGGCGAUAACAACAAUGAAGAUAUUGAUAGACGAUUACCGCAACAACAACAACAACGGCCACAACAAGUGGUGUCACCGCCGAUAAAGCCGAAGCCGACAAAAACGAAGCCAACUGUCGACAGUAGUAUUCACGAAAUACGUCAGAAAUCGACAUCGAAACCGGUGGACAUUAAAUCGUGUCAACAAAUGUUGGCCAACGAUAUCCCGGGUCUAACACUGGACGACUUUCAUCCGAUCGACAACCAAAAUCCCAAAGACUUGACACUCAAUCAGAUCUCACAAUUCAAUAAUUUGCAAUUAGGUCCGCGAUUGCAGUCCAUUGUCCGAAUGGAUUACUUCAAGUUUGUCAAACUCAACCUCAAUCGGGGCUGUACUCUAUGGCCCGACUCUACCAAAUGUGUGCUUAGAGACUGUAGUAUACAAUACUGUGAUAAAUCAAAACUCCCAAAAUCGGUGAUAAUGGAGGAGAACAACGACAAUAACAACAACAACAACAACAAAAACAAUGUUGUCCGCAAAGUGUCGACACUAACGGACAAAGAAGCUGAAGACUGUCCGGCAAAUUCGGAACAAAAGCUAUCGCAAAUCGAUCGGACAGUUUCGUCGACAAACAUCGAGGCCAUGAACUCGCUGUUUGAUUGUACCGAAAACGACGAAGAGGGCACUCAGUAUUACGAUUUGCUAUUAAAUCCCGAAAGAUUUACCGGUUAUGCCGGCGAAACAUGCGAUCGUAUCUGGAAAUCUAUAUACGAAGAAAACUGUUUCCUACAGAAACAAAGCAAUCCGUUCUCAUUGGACAAUGUCUGCUAUGAAGAGCGGAUCUUCUACAGAGCCAUCUCCGGUCUUCAUUCGUCUAUUAAUAUACAUUUGUCGGCCUUAUAUCAUAACAUUGACGGCUCGUUUUCACACAAUAUCAAAGAGUUUGUCAAACGAUUUGAUGGUCAAACCGAUUAUAUUAGGAAUUUAUAUUUUGUAUAUUUGCUUGAAUUACGUGCCCUUAACAAAGCUGAACCAUAUCUGCUUAAUAAAGUCAAUUGGCAGUCAAGUGGUGACCAAUCGCUCACUAAAGAGGCAAUCAAAGACCUGAUGCGGACAGUCAAAAAAUUCAAAUAUCACUUUAACGAGUCGAUCCUAUUCAAGGAUCAGCCGCCGACUGUUGCUCAUCAAGUUGGCCAACACUUUCACAAUAUAACGACAACAAUAAUGGAUUGUGUGGCCUGCGACCGGUGUCGGCUAUGGGGUAAAGUGCAAACACACGGCUUGAGUACAGCCUUGAAAAUAUUGUUGGCCGACGACACCAACGAUAAGCUACGAUUGCAUCGGCACGAGAUCACAUGUCUGGUCAAUGCAUUGGCCCGACUAUCCAAUAGUAUCGCACAGUUGGAGGUCUUCAAAAAGUUACUUACAAAUUGAUUAUAUAUUUUAAUUGUUUUUUU
Messenger RNA from Oppia nitens, 1731 nucleotides. RefSeq names its product ERO1-like protein alpha (gene Ero1L). Gene Ontology annotation, cellular component: endoplasmic reticulum membrane; endoplasmic reticulum. The record is from RefSeq and is a predicted model, not a curated record. Gene Ontology annotation, biological process: response to oxidative stress; protein folding in endoplasmic reticulum. The transcript has 7 exons. The coding region runs from base 35 to 1708 and encodes 557 amino acids. NCBI's taxonomy places the organism in Eukaryota, Metazoa, Arthropoda, Arachnida, Sarcoptiformes, Oppiidae. Gene Ontology annotation, molecular function: FAD binding; thiol oxidase activity; protein-disulfide reductase activity.